AUGUCACAAGCAACGACGACGACGACGACAACGACGAUGAGAACUAAGAAUUCAUUUAUUCAACUUGCAUGGCAAAAAUUUCGUCAACGACGUCAAUGGGAACGUAGAAUGAUCAUCAUUAUUGCCGGUAUAAUUAUUCUGGCCAUUUUAUUGAUCAUCACCACUAUGAUAUGGUUAAGAAAUUCCAAUAAUUCAAAUCAACCAUUGUUGAAAACAACGACAACUAAUCAUUUCGAUACAAGCCAUGCUGAUAGACGAAUUGAUCAACUGAAUAAUAAUAAUAAUCGGAAUCGAAAUUUAUAUAGUAAACAAGAAAGUAAAAAUGUUGAAAAAUAUGAUAUUUUAGGUAGUGGAAAUUUUGAAAUUAUUCGUGGUGGAAUACUUGAUAAACAUCCAUCAGAUAAUUUGAAUAAAUUACGUAAUUCACGUAAAAAAUCAUCAAGUCGUCAUCAUAAUAAUAGUAAUCGUAAUCAACAACGUAAUCAAUUAUUUGAACCAAAUAAUCAUCAUAAUAAUGAUCAUCGUCAACAUUAUUCAGAAGAUGAUAAUGGUGUCGAAAAUAAUGGUGCUGGUGGUGGAAAUGGUGAUGAUGAUGAUGGAUUAAAUCCAUCGAAUAAUGAUGGUCCAUCAUCAAAUCAAUCAUCAACAGAUGAACCAGAACCAUUUGAACCAUUUAAUUUUGAUCUAUUUGCAAAUGAUCCAAUUCUACAAGGUCUUCAAGGUUAUGAUAAUUUUGCAUAAUCCAGAUUA
Messenger RNA from Dermatophagoides farinae (American house dust mite), 750 nucleotides. The record is from RefSeq and is a predicted model, not a curated record. Lineage: Eukaryota; Metazoa; Arthropoda; Arachnida; Sarcoptiformes; Pyroglyphidae.